Messenger RNA from Sceloporus undulatus (fence lizard), 1552 nucleotides. It is a transcript of the gene TMEM130, whose product is annotated as transmembrane protein 130. Bases 310 to 978 code for a protein of 222 amino acids. The record is from RefSeq and is a predicted model, not a curated record. The transcript has 6 exons. Lineage: Eukaryota; Metazoa; Chordata; Lepidosauria; Squamata; Phrynosomatidae.
CCUUCCCCUCUCACCUGUCCAGGCCUUCCAGGUAGCAGUAGCUACAUCGCCCUCUUUGCUCGCCUCGCCUCAGCGCCGCCGGGAGGGGAAUGGAAUGGCAUGGGCGCCUCAGUCCCAAUCCGCCUUCCUUUGCCCGACCCCCGCGGCGGAAGUGCAACUUGGCGUCACUUCCGGCUCCUCCCCUUUCUCCUAGAGAUAAGUAAAAGCAAGCCAACUCAGAGCAUCCUGAGACUGAGGAUGAAGGCAGGCUGCAGAGGAGCAAAGCAGACAGCUGGCAGUGACCUUUCCUACUCCAGAAACUGUUCCUGAAUGGCUCUGGCAUCUUCCUCCCUGAGUCUCCCCAAGAUAGUUUGCUGGGCGCUGUUCCUUUCCCACAUCACAUCAGCAGCAGAUGCUGUGCAAAGUAUUAACAUUAUUGGUUCCACAGAGGCUCAUGUCAUGGAAAACUUAAAUUUCUCUCUGCACAUCCAAGGCAGUCCUCCUCUGAGCCUUUGCUGGUUAAUCAAGAGCGAAUGCAUUCCCCUUGGAGGAGACCAGUGGUGCCACUUGGUAGCGACCAAUUCAACAUCCUACCAUCUCAACCACAAGUUCAGAGAAGCCGGACAAUACUGCCUCAGUGUGCGAGUCCAGAACGGGGCAAAUAUAUUGCAGUCGUACCAGGAGAUUCAGGUCAAGCCAAUAGGCCUCCAUCCAGCUUUCUUUGUCCUGCCUUGCAUCACUCUCUUAUCGGUCGUCCUGGGAUUGGCCGUCUAUGUUACCUUCCGAAGCCGUGCCCAGUCAAAGGAUCUUGUAGAGGUUGCCGACUUCGACUUUUCUCCUGGCUCCGAGAAAAGGCCUGCCAGUCCUGGCUGGAGCUGCAGUCAAUUGUGUUGCCAGACAUGCUUCCUUUGGCCAGCUCAGGAGACUUGCCACACGGUCGGGGAGCAUCAGCGCCUCCUACACCCUUUGCGCCAAUCCGUUAAGAUGUACACUGCUUGAAGACUGCAGUCGUGUUUGUUUUGCCUUAAUGGCCAACAGUUUGCCUUGCCUCCUCCACUCUGUGCAAGAGUGGAUUAUAAACAAUCAUCCCCUCUUCUUUCCUUUUGCUAGUUCACCCAAAGCUUAAUUCAACAUUAGGCCCAAGGCACAGCUUGGGAAAGUUCUUUUUUGUGGCCAUGUGCGAUUCUAGGAGCUAUAAUCCAGAGACAGAUUUCAUCAAGCUCUGCUUCCAUCAUGCAUAUUGACAAAGAUUCACACGGAAUAGUAAAAAUACAAAUUGGGAACUGUUAGUGUUCUUUGCAAUCGUGAUUGAAAAGGAAGAAGCCAUGUGGAAGUGUCCUUAGCUCUUACUUGUAAGAGGAAGUAAGAAUGAUCAUGUUGGGAAUAUGAUGAGGCCGAAAAGCCUGCAAGUUCUCAGCACACUGUUUUGCAAACAUGCAACAUCAUAAUGGCAUGUUUCAGAUAUAAUAGGCCCUUGCCAUCUGUUGGAGUUUGGUUCCUGAACUCCUAUGGAUACCAAAAUCCAUGGAUAUCAAGUCCCAUUAUAUACUAUCACAUAAUGAAAUGAUGUUCC